AUGACUGUUACUGAAAAAUUAAAUGGUCGUGAAGUAUAUGAUGCUAUAGGCCAACCUAAAACCAUUGUUGCUCCAAUGGUAGAUCAAUCAGAAUUAGCAUGGAGAGUAUUAUCCAGAAGAUAUGGAGCUGACUUAUGUUAUACUCCUAUGUUUCAUGCUAGAUUAUUUGCUAAUGAAGAGAAAUAUCGUAAUAGUAUGUGGAGUUCUAUGGAUGGAGAUAAAGAAAAAGAUAGACCAUUGGUUGUACAAUUUUGUGCUAAUGAUCCUGAGAUGUUACUUAAAGCUGCCAAAUUAGUUGAAGAUAGAUGUGAUGCUAUUGAUUUAAAUUUAGGUUGUCCUCAAGGUAUAGCGAAAAAGGGGAAAUAUGGAGCAUUUUUAAUGGAAGAUUGGGAUUUGAUUUAUAAAUUAAUCAAUAUUUUACAUGAAAAUUUAAAGAUUCCUGUUACAGCCAAGAUACGAAUUUAUGAAGAUAAAGAAAAAUCAUUAGAAUAUGCAAAGAUGGUUUUAAAAGCAGGAGCUCAAUUUUUAACUGUUCAUGGUAGAACAAGAGACAUGAAGGGUCAAGCAACUGGAUUAGCAAAUUGGAAAGUGAUAAAAUAUUUGAGAGAUGAAUUACCAAAAGAUCAAGUUUUCUUUGCUAAUGGUAAUAUUUUAUAUCCUGAAGAUCUUGAAAGAUGUACUGCGGAAACCACAUGUGAUGCUGUGAUGUCAGCCGAAGGGAACUUAUAUAAUCCAGGAGUUUUCUGGACUAAAGAUAAUGAUAAAGAUAAACAAUUUGCCAGAGUUGAUAAAAUGUUAAGAGAGUACUUUGAAAUUGUGAAAAGUUGUGAUGGUGUUGCAUCUAGACAUGCUAUGAAAGCCCAUUUUUUUAAAUUAUUGCAUGCAUUUUUGAAUGUUCAUAAAGAAUUAAGACCAGUCAUUGGUAAGACCAGUGUUAAUUCUGAUUUCAGUGAAUGGGAAAAAAUUGUGGUUGAAGUAGAAGGUAUAGUUGAAAAGAUUUAUCAACAAGAUAAUAUUGAAGAAAUAGAUGUUAUUGAAGUAGGAGGAGUUGAAAAAUGGGGUGGUUCAUAUAAAACAGUUCCAUAUUGGAGAUGUCAACCAUAUUUCAGAACUGUUGAUGGUGAGAAACAAAAUACCAGAUCUUUAAAGGUUGCUGGAGAAAGUGAAUUAAUAGAAGCUUCAUCAUCAGUAUCCACUUCUGAGAAACAUAAGAUUUCAGAGCCAUUAGAAGAAAUAGAAACCAAUAAAAGGGUUAAAGCAUAG
Scheffersomyces coipomensis is the source of this 1263-nucleotide messenger RNA. Its product is annotated as tRNA dihydrouridine synthase. NCBI's taxonomy places the organism in Eukaryota, Fungi, Ascomycota, Pichiomycetes, Serinales, Debaryomycetaceae. The record is from RefSeq and is a predicted model, not a curated record. The transcript has a single exon. Gene Ontology annotation, molecular function: tRNA dihydrouridine synthase activity; flavin adenine dinucleotide binding. Gene Ontology annotation, biological process: tRNA processing. Bases 1 to 1263 code for a protein of 420 amino acids.